Messenger RNA from Coffea arabica (coffee), 885 nucleotides. RefSeq names its product thioredoxin H-type-like. Lineage: Eukaryota; Viridiplantae; Streptophyta; Magnoliopsida; Gentianales; Rubiaceae. The record is from RefSeq and is a predicted model, not a curated record.
UUCGUUGGCCGUCCUCUCCAUUCCCCCCGCCUCAAUCUUACGAGUCUACUAAUUCUCCGCAAUUUUAUCUUCUUGGGUUUCUUUUUAUUUCCUUGUUUCUGCCCCAAAAAUGCUGAAUUACCCCAGGCCAAGGGUGGUUCGUUUCAUGAUCCUGAGGUGGCUUUAGUUGAAGGUUCAGCUGUCCAUUCUCGAUGGGACUUUGCUGGACUAAGUUAAAUACAGGAAAUGAUGCACAUUCUCAAUUGCCUACUGCAGAGCUCGCCUACAGAAAUGUCCAUCUCGUAACCACUGUGGAUAAGUGGGAAGAAAAGUUGUCAGAAGCGAACAGGGAUGGCAAAAUAGUUGUGGUCAAUUUCAGUGCAUCAUGGAGCAAUCCUUGUAGAUCCAUUGCACCUGCCUACAAUGAACUUGCAGACAAAUAUCCCUUCAUGCUAUUCUUGACAGUGGAUGUAGAUGAGUUAGCCUUUGGAACAGGAGCUCAGUAAUUCGUGGGAAAUCAAAGCCACUCCUACGAUUUUCUUCCUCAGAGAAGGCAAAAUGGUAGACAAACUCGUAGGUGACAACAAACAAGAUCUCCAAAAGAAGACAAUGGCCAUUGCUGAAUCUUGUUCAGAUCUGACAACCCCAUGAUUGAGUUGCCUGUCUUCCGAAUGUCUGAGGCGUAUAUCAAUUUUCUUCAGCAAUUUUGAUACUCUAAUCUUUGGUACUGCAAAGAACAUCACUUUAGUUCAAGUAGAAUAACUUUCCAUGGGAAAAUGAAGAUAUUGGGAAGAGGAAUGAAGAUUUUUACAAGAAACUACUGUCCAAGGAUGAUGAUGUACCAAACAGUAAUUGAAACCCUUUUCAUUUUUGUUUUAUCUUCAAGCGAUAUUACUGCAUCAUAAA